AUUCGCGAGUAGUACGCAUCGAAGACCCAUAGCUUAUACCAAAAACAGUAUUUUUUUGGGGUUCACACAUUAAUUAUAAGAGAUUUUAAUUUAUUUCGAAUAUAAAAAUGUAUUGUUUAAAAUAAAGUAUAAUAUCGUGAGUGUGUGUCUAUGUAUAUCUAUAUAUGUGUUCAAAUUUUACGAGUGCGCAGUAUCUACUCCAAUACUGAUGUGUAUGGAUUAAGAAUUUACUGAUUUUUGGUUUCUGCGAAUGACACUCUGCAAACAGAUACUCAAUGUGGAAGCCAGCUGUCGUCUUUCUGCUGUUCGCAGCGCUUGUCAGUCAACUGGAUAGUACAGUAACAGAAUAUCCACCACUUUUCGAAGACUUAUAUAAUUACCUACUGCAAGGCUUCGACUAUGUUAAACGUCAGACUCGAGACGAACGAUACGAGUUGAAGGAAUAUGAUUUCAUCAUUGUCGGCGCUGGUUCCGCCGGAGCAGUAGUGGCCAAUCGACUGUCAGAAGUGUACGCAUGGAAUGUAUUGUUGAUCGAAGCCGGCGAAGAAGAACACUUCGUGAUGGACAUCCCUCUGCUAGCAAACAUGUUACAGUUCACCCAUGCUAAUUGGAAAUACAAAACAAUGCCCUCCGAUAAUUACUGUUUAGGUCAUGAAAAUGGGCAAUGCAAUUAUCCAAGAGGUAAAGUAAUGGGAGGUUCAAGCGUACUUAACUAUAUGAUAUAUACAAGGGGCCACAAAAAAGAUUAUGAUGGCUGGGCCAAUGCAGGAAAUGUUGGGUGGAAUGCAGAUGAAGUACAAAAAUAUUUUCUUAAAUCAGAAGAUGCAAAUAAUAUCACGCUUCGAGAUUAUGGUUUCCAUAAUGAGGGAGGAUUCCUUUCAAUAUCAGAAUCACCAUACAAAAGUAUGUUAGCCAAGUCAUUUGUUCAAUCCGGAUAUGAACAUGGAUAUCCUGUAAGAGAUUUAAAUGGAAAAAGUCAAAUAGGUUUUAAUUUUCACCAAUUGACAAUGAAAAACGGAUUAAGACAUAGUACCAAUGUAGCAUUUCUUCAUCCGAUACGCAAACGAAAAAAUUUAUAUAUAAAAAAAAAAAGUCACGUAACUCGGAUACUGUUUGAUACAAUUGGCCGUACAGCAAUUGGAGUAGAAUAUCAGAAAGGAAACAAAAAAUAUAGAGUGUUUGCACGCAAAGAAGUUAUUAUUUCAGCUGGAGCAAUAAAUUCUCCACAACUACUUAUGUUGUCAGGGAUCGGACCAAAAGAUCAUUUAAUAUCUAAAGGUAUUGAUGUUUUACGCGAUCUACAAGUAGGUCGUAAUCUGAUGGAUCAUGUAGCAUUAGGUGGUUUAACAUUUAUUGUAAACGAUACGAGUUCAAUAAAAACGAGAAGGGUUUUGGAAAAUGCCAACAAUUUGCAUAAUUUCCUAAAAUAUCACACGGGGCCUAUAUCAAUACCCGGAGGGACCGAAGCACUAGCUUUUUUUGAUUUAAAUCGUCCUAAUGAUGUUGAUGGUCAUCCCGAUCUCGAAUUAUUAUUUAUAAAUGGAGCGGUGAGCUCAGAUGAAACACUUAAAAAAUCAUUUGGCAUUAAGGAUGACGUAUAUAAUCGUGUUUUUAAAAAUACAGAACAAAAAGAAUCUUAUAUGAUAUUUCCGAUGAUUAUGAGACCAAAAAGCAAAGGAUGGCUAGAAUUAAAAGACCGUAACCCAUUUCGAUACCCAGCAAUUUACCCAAAUUAUUUUGCUGAUGAAAGAGAUCUGAAUGUUAUAGUGGCAGGUGUAAGAAUAAGUGAGCAAUUAACACAAAUGAAUGCCUUGAAACGUAUUGAUGCAAAAUUAUGGAAAGAGUCCAUACCAGGUUGUGAACAUUUACAAUUUGACUCAGACGUUUAUUGGAAGUGUGCAGCCAGACACCUAACAUUUACCAUAUAUCAUUUGUCUGGAACAUGUAAAAUGGGACCAAUAGGAGAUCCUACAGCUGUGGUUGAUCCAAGAUUAAGAGUUCAUGGGUUUAAAGGAUUAAGAGUUAUUGAUGCCUCAAUUAUGCCUGAAAUUAUAUCUGCGCAUACUAAUGCACCUACUAUCAUGAUUGGUGAAAAAGGAUCAGAUCUAAUAAAAGAAGAUUGGGGUAUUAUCAUUUAAGUUUGGAUGUAUAAACAAAAUAGAAAAGCCAUUGUCUGUGAUAAAAAAUAAAAUAAUUGUAUUAAUAAUAAUUUAUUUUAUAAUGUGUAUUAAAUUUUUAAUUUAAUUGUAAAUGUUUUAAGAGACACUUUGUAUUAUAUAAUAUUUUUAUAUUUUUUGAUACAUGUUUUUAUUUUUACAAUAGAAUUAUCAUAAUAUAUAUUUUUAGAAAAUUUAAAAAGGCUGGUUGAGUUAAUAAAGUAAACCUUCUAAAAAAUUGAAAACAUAUAUUUACCAUUUCUGCGUUAAAUAAUGUAUACUGUUACUAUAAAUACUCG
Aphis gossypii (cotton aphid) is the source of this 2455-nucleotide messenger RNA. RefSeq names its product glucose dehydrogenase [FAD, quinone]-like. The transcript has 5 exons. Gene Ontology annotation, molecular function: flavin adenine dinucleotide binding; oxidoreductase activity, acting on CH-OH group of donors. NCBI's taxonomy places the organism in Eukaryota, Metazoa, Arthropoda, Insecta, Hemiptera, Aphididae. The record is from RefSeq and is a predicted model, not a curated record. Bases 276 to 2138 code for a protein of 620 amino acids.